Molecule: messenger RNA, 702 nt
Organism: Rangifer tarandus platyrhynchus (Svalbard reindeer)
Lineage: Eukaryota; Metazoa; Chordata; Mammalia; Artiodactyla; Cervidae
Source: the annotation of a GenBank genome assembly
AUGCGGCGCAGCGUGAAGAGGCGGCGGCGCCGGCCCCCGGCGGCCCCGGCCGCGGCCGCCCGGGGCGGCGGCUUUAGGGCGGGAGGAGGGGCCGGUCUGGAGGCGCGGGAGGAGAAGGUGGUGUACUCGCGGUCGCAACUGUCGCUGGCCGACAGCACCAAGGCACUGGGCGACGCCUUCAAGCUGUUCAUGCCCUGCAGCACGGAGUUCAUGAGCUCGGACGCGGAGCUCUGGAGCUUCCUCUGCAGCCUCAAGCACCAGUUCUCCCCGCACAUCCUGCGCAGCAAGGACGUCUACGGCUACUCCUCUUGCCGGGCCCUCGUCCCCGACCCCCCGGGAGGCCCCGCCGCCCGCGGCCCGACGCGCAGGCCGGCCCCGAGCGCGGCGGCCAGGAGGAGGCGCCGCGGAGCCCGGGCGCCAGCCGCCCGCCGGAGGAAGCUGCCGCCGCCCCCGCCGCCGGUCCCCGAGGAGAGCUGCCCCGUCAAGCCCGCGGCCCCGGAGCCCUGCUUCGGGGGCCGCACCCUGGAGGAGAUCUGGAGGGCGGCCACCCCGACGCUGACCACCUUCCCCACCAUCCGCGUCGGCGGCGACGUGUGGGGAGAGCGCAGCCUGGCGGCGGCACGGCGUAGAGCGCGCCAAGUCCUGCGAGUGAACCUGGAACCCGUGGUGAGGCUCCGCCGCUUCCCGGUGCCCCGGGCGUGA